AUGCCGAUGCCCGAUAAAGCCAAAGAGUCUUCAUCGAAGGUGGUCGUAACCAUAUGCAUGCCAGGCUACUCCCUAAAGACUUUGUGCAUCCGGGUACUGCGCGAGUUUUUGACUACAGACGGCGUCGACAAUUUGUGUAUGCCCCCAGCGCUUCGCAAGGAGUUGAUGAUUUCGAUGAUUCGCUUUCGGCGUUACCAGAUCUUCAAUACGAAGACGCACGGCUACCAUCAGAUGUUGGUCGGCUGA
This is a messenger RNA of Soboliphyme baturini, 246 nucleotides long. The record is from the annotation of a GenBank genome assembly. NCBI's taxonomy places the organism in Eukaryota, Metazoa, Nematoda, Enoplea, Dioctophymatida, Soboliphymatidae.